Rhopalosiphum maidis (corn leaf aphid) is the source of this 679-nucleotide messenger RNA. Its product is annotated as kxDL motif-containing protein CG10681. Gene Ontology annotation, cellular component: BORC complex. The record is from RefSeq and is a predicted model, not a curated record. The coding region runs from base 153 to 602 and encodes 149 amino acids. Gene Ontology annotation, biological process: lysosome localization. NCBI's taxonomy places the organism in Eukaryota, Metazoa, Arthropoda, Insecta, Hemiptera, Aphididae. The transcript is spliced from 3 exons.
AUAAAUCCUGUCAAUCCUAAUAUUUCGUUAUCGAAUCUUGAUUUAACUGUUUACAUAUCUAAUAUGGUUCGUUUCAGUUCUUUAUUCCUGUAGUAAUUAUUGUCUAUAAAUCAUUUUUAGCUCUAUACGAACAUCUGACCAUAGCAUCCUCGAUGGCAGACACUACUAGCGAAUUAGAUGAAACGCCGAGCAUCGAGUGCUUUCAGAACUAUACCGCGCCCGAGGUGUUCAUACAGGGUAUAGCCGGUAUUGUAAACCAGGAAGACGUGGAGUCCAUGAUCAUUGCCCAAAAAGAGAUGUUGCAGCGUUUUGAGAAGACCAACGAAAUGCUCACCAAUUGCAAUGCGUUAUCUAUGAGUCACCUAAAAACCACAAGUCAGGAACUAAAGAAGCACACUCAAAUGUUGACAGAGUUACGCAAAGACUUAGAUAGUACAUUUAAAAGGAUAGCCACGAUCAGGUCCAAGAUUAAAGUCCAAUAUCCAGACUUCCAAAAAAGUAUUUUAGAAGAAAAGCAAAAAGAGCUAGAACAAAAGCCUGCUGAUAGUUCAUCUAGUGGUAGCGCAAGUACCGCAUCUCCGUAUAAUUCCGAUACAAAUUAAAAUUCAUUUUUUAUUUCAUCAAAAUUUUUAGUCAUGAUCUCAGUAAAUUUAUCAUAACAAUUUUAAUAUAUGCUGUA